This is a messenger RNA of Marmota flaviventris (yellow-bellied marmot), 1571 nucleotides long. RefSeq names its product NOP2/Sun RNA methyltransferase 5 (gene Nsun5). Gene Ontology annotation, cellular component: nucleolus. Gene Ontology annotation, biological process: rRNA base methylation. Gene Ontology annotation, molecular function: RNA methyltransferase activity. The record is from RefSeq and is a predicted model, not a curated record. Lineage: Eukaryota; Metazoa; Chordata; Mammalia; Rodentia; Sciuridae.
GCGGCAGCAUGGCGCUGUACGCUGCCGCCGCGGCCGUGCUGGCGGGCGUGGAGAACCGCCAGGGCUCCAUUAAAGCGCUGGUGUACGGGAGCAGCUUCCAGAACGUGAAGCCGCUGUACGCGCUGGUGUGCGAGACGCAGCGCUACGCCGCCGUGCUGGACGCUGUCAUCGCCCGCGCCGGCCUCCUCCGCGCCGAGAAGAAGCUGCGGCCGCACCUGGCCCGGGUGCUAGUGUAUGAGUUGUUGCUGGGAAAGGGCUUUCGAGGGGCCGGGGGCCGCUGGAAGCCCCUGCUGAGCCGGCACCAGGCGAGGCUGAAGGCCGAGCUGGCGAGGCUCAAGGUUCGCCAGGGCGUGAGCCGGAACGAGGACUUGUUGGAGGUGGGGUCGAGGCCCGGCCCAGUCUCCCAGGUGCCUCGAUUUGUGCGAGUGAACACUCUCAAGACCUGCUGUGGCGACGCCAUUGAUUAUUUCAAGAGACAGGGUUUCUCCUACCAGGGCCAGGCUUCCAGCCUGGAGGACUUGAGGGCCCUUAAGGGGAAGCACUUUCUUCUGGACCCCUUGUUGCCGGAGCUGCUUGUGUUUCCUGCCCAAACAGAUCUGCAUGAACACCCUCUGUACCUUGCAGGUCACCUCAUCUUGCAGGACAAGGCCAGCUGCCUCCCAGCCACCCUGCUGGCACCGCCACCAGGUUCUCACGUCAUUGACGCAUGUGCUGCCCCAGGCAAUAAGACCAGUCACUUGGCAGCUCUUCUCAAGAACCAGGGAAAGAUCUUUGCCUUUGACCUGGAUGCCAAGCGGCUGGCAUCAAUGGCCACUCUGCUGGCCCGGGCUGGUGUGUCGUGCUGUGAGUUAGCUGAGAUCGACUUCCUGACCGUUUCGCCCACGGACCAGCGUUAUGAUCACGUCCAGUACAUCCUGCUGGAUCCUUCUUGUAGUGGCUCUGGGAUGCUGAGCAGGCCACUGGAGGAGCAGGGGUCAGGCACACCUAGCCAGGAGCGUUUGCGUGCCCUGGCGGGCUUCCAGCAGCGGGCACUGUGCCAUGCGCUCUCAUUCCCCUUCCUGCGACGCUUGGUCUACUCAACAUGCUCCCUUUGCCAGGAAGAGAAUGAAGAUGUGGUCCGAGACGCCCUGCAGCAGAACCCAGGGUUCAGGCUAGCUCCUGUCCUGCCCUCCUGGCCCCACCGGGGUCUCAGCACCUUCCCAGGUGCUGAGCACUGCCUCCGUGCCUCCCCUGAGACCACGCUUACUGGUGGCUUCUUCGUUGCUGUGUUUGAACGGGCAGAGGUGCCAAGCUCAGCCUCCCAGGCAGAAGCUCUGGCACCAGAACUUGCACCCGGCCCAGCCCCAAAGAGAAAGAGGAGACGGCGAAAGGCCACUGCGCAGGCUGCAGGUGCAGUCGUUGAGGCCACCUGUGGGAAGUGAGGCUGCCCAGGCUGCCUGUAGGCUCCACAGGACUGCUGUUAGUGCCAGAGGCAGCUGGCAGGAAGGACAGAGUGGAGGGUCCUAGUUAGUCCCUUGGGUCCCUCCCUGGGGGCUGCCUACAUAAAUAAAAGGCAGAACACAGGCGUCUGA